AUGGCCUCGAGCAUGCCGACGGGCAUGACAUCGCCAAGGAUGACCUCGUCCAGCCAGGACAGCAAGCGAACCUCCCGGCCGCGGAACUCGGUAGCUGAGGUUGUCACUGCUGCCAUAAAGGGCGAAGAGGGAAGCCUCUCCAACAUCUUUGCCGGCGAGUCUGAUUAUUUGGGACAGAGCACUGGUGGCCUGGACAGGGAAACCUUGCGCAAAAGGAUCCUGCUAGAGCUGAAGAUGUUGAACACGCUGCCCAGGUUUCUUUUGUUUUUGGCUACCUUUCUGCUCUUCAUCAUGGUCCAGCAGGUGGAAUAUGAUCCCACGAGCUUCUCUGGAAUCCACCUACGCCUUAGGGAUCAUUUCAUGGUGAAGGAUGUGUACGCCAUCCGUCAGAUCCCAGAGCUGAUGGCGUAUUUGGACUACUAUGUUACCGCUACAGAGCAACUGAACCCUUUGGAUAUUUACCACUGGUGUGCAGAUGAAGAUACUGUACAGCUUCCAGUCAAUCGAAUCCGGUGCAACCGUGAUCGAGGAGCUUUGCCAGACAAAGCAUUUCUUGAUCACUAUGCGGUCAGCUCACAGCGCUUGCAGGAUGCGCAGAGCAAUCAGCUCUACUACAUGGUGCGCGAAAUCCGAGAUGCCACUGUAGCGCCUCAGAGAAGAAUGAAGGCGGAAGGAAAGAAUUCCAGCUCGAGGUCUAGCUCAAAGCGGCUUCCUCGAAAGAGCCAGGUUGCAGUUUCGUUGAGGAGCCCAAAGGUGGCACAACGGGAUGCUGCUUUAGCGACCAAGCCUGUUGCAUGGCUGGCCAACACCUCUGGCAUUGUGGGAUUUGCGCUUAACGGUGUAAUGCUGGUGGGUGCUCAUCAUGAGCGCGGAAAGGCCAUGCCGACUUCUUGGCACUUUGACAACUGUGGUGGACAUGUGGACGCCACAGGACAUUACCACUACCAUUUUCCUGCAUCGUGCUUCCUUGGUCGGCAAGGUCAUGUAGCACCUGGACGUGCAGAUUGGUGGGCUCAGCCUGAUCCCAUGGCCUAUUGGCCUAGCCUUUCAAAGCCUUCGCCAAUCCUUGGCUAUGCUUUGGAUGGAGUUCCCAUCCGUGGGCCCUAUGGAACAGAUGGACGGCUUGUAAAUACCAGCGAGCUGGAUGAAUGCAAUGGGCGUACUGUGCUGAACGAGCAUGGGCAGAAGGAGUAUCAUUACAUUUGGUCCAUCGCUGAUCCGUUUCUGCCUCGCUGUUUCAAAUUGCUGCCGGCAGCAUUCAAACUUGAGAAGCCAACAAGCGAAAUUUGCCGAGAAAGCGGUGAACCUGGAGCUACCUUGAGCAAAGACGAUGAGUUUUGGAUGCUCAAAGCCAAUGGCUGCCCAGACCAUCCGUAUUUUGGAGAGCCCGUCAAGGUCAAUGAAGUUGCUGCUGUUCUGGAUCAAACUGCUGAGAUUCGGAAGCUCGAUGCUUGCUCCGCUUGCUCCGCUUGCUCAGGUGGCAACUGCACAGGUGGCUAUUCGAACUGUUCUGCCGGAUGCAAAGCUGGAUGCAGCUCUGGAUGUUGUGCUGGAUCCUCGAACUGUUCCGCGAGCUGUUCAGCUGGUGCAUCCUGUUGUGCUGGCGGAAACAAGAGCUGCUCCGCUGGAUGCCAAGCUAGCUGCGGGACUGGAUGCGGCACUGGAUGUGGCACUGGAUGUUGCGCUGGUGGGUAUGCAAAAUGUGAACCUGCGUGCAAAGCUGACUGUGGCACUGGGUGGUGCGGAAGUUGUGCCGGUGGCCAUUGUGGUACCUGUGGCGGGUCGUGCUGGAGUUGUGGGGCCUGUGGUGCUUGCGGAGGUGGCUGCGAAGCCUGCUGGACUUGUGUGGUGGACAUCUUCAAUCCAUGCGAUGCAGGCUUCGACGUGGACACUGCCCCAGAGCCACCGAAGCAGUUCAAUCGCUACAAGCCCUUCUCCAUGACGGCCUCAUCAGUCGGUUUCCCUUUCAUUUGCCAAUCGCGACGUGUGGAGAAAGACUGUGACUCAAACUUUGUGGACGGCUACAACGGUCAGGAACCCAAUCCGGUGUACCGAGAGCCGAUGAAUGCACCACGCAACAGCAGCAUUUUGCGAUGCCGCGGCGAAGAGUAUUCAUAUGAGCCACAUUUAGGGUAUGCCCCUCAAGUUCAAGAUGGUGUGCCGUACUACUGCGUCUUCGUAUCGGCCGACAUUUUGGUGAAGAUGAUGGAGUUUGAAUGGAUUGAUGACCUCACUAGCGAUGUCUUUGUGGCCAGCUUCAUUUACUUUCCCAACGCAGACGCCAUUUCUCUGAUGAGACUGAACUUCUUGUUCGCAGACACAGGGCGUAUCCUCUCAGAUGCCGUGAUCGACACACACAGUGUGCUGCAGGACUCACCACGCUGGAACAUCUAUUUGGGUUUGAUGAGCACCUUCUUGGCGCUGGUGGGUGCAAGGAUUUGCUGGGUCAUUGUCAAAUGCAUUCGGGUCAAAGAAAAGCGGAGGCUCACCUACGACAGCAUCCUCAUCCUGAUGCUUGGAGCCUAUGGCAUCACAGACUUCCUUAUUCGAACAGUCAGUGAAGACACGACCAUGAGUGGGCUUCUCUCUUUAUUGUCUCAGAUUCUGCAAGUUGAUGACCCAACCAGCAGGGAGACCGUCGAGGCGGUGAUCAAUGGCUCCUUCAAGACCUUGAGCGUGAUCAAGGCUACUGUCUAUCAACAGGAGCUCAUGAAGGUUGCAGCCUAUGUGCUGGUCUUUAUGUGCCUGCUGCGACUCAUUCAGUACAUGGAGGUUCACCCAAGAGUCGACCUGAUUGCUCGCACCGUCAAGACUGCUGGUGGAGACAUGUUCCACUUCUUCAUGAUUUUCUUGUUGGUCUUUGCGAUCAUGGCAUGGCUCGCGCAUUGGUCCUUCGGUCCAGACAAGAUCAUGUUCUCCACCUUUCAGACUUCUGCCAACACAUGCUUUCAGAUGUUGAUUGGAGAAUAUCCAUUUGAGGAUGAAUGGACAGAGGGCUGGAAGCAAAAAAUGUGGUAUGUCUUGUACACCUUCUUGUUGUUUCUGGUUUCGCUGAAUAUUUUGCUUGCCAUCAUAGUUGAAAGUUUCUUGCGGGUGAAGCAGGAUACAGAUGGGCGACAUGAAGUGAAGAGUCUGUUCCCGGACAUUAUGUUUCUGUUUUUGCGGCGGCUUCUAGCGUUCCAACAUCGUUGGCCUUCAACGCAUGCAGUCAUGCGGCAUUUGGAGGCCACUCGCCUGGAGCAGUCGGCCGUUUCUACGCGUGAGCUGAUGACAUCGAACUACGCUCACUUUGUCACCAAGGAUGCAGCCUUGAGCUUCUUGAAGUGCUACCACUGGUAUUUGGGCACAAUUAUUCUGGAUGACAAGGGCCGAGAGUACGAGGAGUGUCGGAAGUUUGUUCUGGACUACAUGUGCGAGGGAAACUGCUUCGACCUGGACUUUGGACGGUUCAUGACUUGCGUCAUCCACAUUCAGUGCGUGGUCCGGCGCAAGAUUGCGUACAAGAAGGCCGAUCGUCUUAGAAGGCAGAAGCAGCGAGCUGCCGAUCGUCGGCAGAACAUUAUGAAACUUGGGACUGACUCCAUGGAUCUGAAGACUUCACCGGAUGGCGUUGUACGGGAGUUUGGCUCGUGGCUUGGGGUGCAUCCCCAGGUUGUUGAUGCGUUGCUCCUCAUGAGGGCCGCUGGGAUGAAGAGCAGCGGCGUGGGGGAGGCGGUGAACUCAAUUGGCACCCAGAGCACCUCGCUUGGUGAGGACAUGCCAAAGCCUUCGGCUCAAGUGAUGAGAUCGAUACAAAGGCCGGAGGAGGAGUUUGAGGAGUCGCAGCUGGUGGAUCCGGCCACAGCUGCGGCAGCUGCGGCUGCAGAUCCGAACGCCUCCGCAGAUGUCAUCAUGGGCUCUGUCAGUGCUCAUACCCAGAUUGCUCAGACGGUGGCGGCCAUGCCACAGGCACACUUGCAGCUCUGUCUUGGUACGAUGCAGGAGCUUGCGAAAGCAGCGCCUGAGCGUGCACGUGCCACCCUCUUGGAGCAUCCCCAGCUUUGUGCGGCUCCAGCUCAGAGCUCACAGCUGAAAAACGAAGAGAUGGCCUCCUUCAUGGAGGGCACAUCGGAGGAAAAGAUGCCGUUACUGGAAGAAGGAAAAGCAGAAGCUGCAAACGAGGCAGCAAAUGAAAAUGAGGAGGUUGCAGAGGCAGAUUCCAUGAGCUAUGAUGCUCGGACCUUGGUAACCUUCAAGGUCUUCAGCAAUCUGGCUGGCACUGUUUGGACGAAAGCAUCCCUGUGGAAAAUGAUGGGGACGCUUCUCCUGAUUGCCUUGACUGUGGCAACCUGUAUCGCCGUGAUGGUGAAGGAUCCUGCCAAGCUCAAUGUGGCGAGAUUCCAGCGCAUCAGCAAUUUCUUGGAAGUUGUCGUGGGCCUGCUUCUCGGUUUCUUCCUGUCCAGUUCUAUGCAAAGGUGGUACAGCUGCACGAAUGGUUUCUUGGAACUCUUUGAUGCCAUCCGCGGCUUGCACAUGCAGUUGAAUGCGAUGGGUGUAUCUAAGGCACCUAGCCUUUGUCAGUUUAGCUGUGCAGGUGGAAACAGAAUCUGA
Durusdinium trenchii is the source of this 4590-nucleotide messenger RNA. Lineage: Eukaryota; Dinophyceae; Suessiales; Symbiodiniaceae. The record is from the annotation of a GenBank genome assembly.